Phyllotreta striolata is the source of this 3593-nucleotide messenger RNA. NCBI's taxonomy places the organism in Eukaryota, Metazoa, Arthropoda, Insecta, Coleoptera, Chrysomelidae. The record is from the annotation of a GenBank genome assembly.
AUGUGGAAAACGAUAAAUAUGGAGGAGGAUGAGGAGGAGGACGAUCGCGCCGGGUCCCCGGGGAUGACGACCUCCAAUAUACUUGUGAUAGGCCUACUUCUAGUCUUAGUAAACGUUUAUGGAACAUUAGGUAAAAAAAAAAACAACAGUUUGCUUCGUACAAUCAUUCCACUAACAAUUUCGCCUCGAACAGCUCGAAUAGCCUUCGAAAAAAUCACCGAUUUCGACUACCGCGGCAACACCUACUACACCGUGAAGAACCUCACCCUAUUCGAGUGCCAGGGCUGGUGUCGCGAGGAGUCCGAAUGCCAGGCGGCCGCCUUCAGCUUCGUCCUCAACCCUCUCAUACCCGUCCAAGAAACGCUCUGCCAGCUGCAGAACGAAACCUCCUCCAACAACCCGUCGGCCACCGCCCAGCGCGCCGCCAACAUGUACUACAUGACCAAGCUGCAGCUGCGCUCCGAGAACAUCUGCCUGCGCCCGUGGGCCUUCGAGCGCGUCCCCAACAAGAUGAUCCGCGGAUUGGACAACGCGCUCAUCUACACCUCCACCAAGGAGGCCUGUCUAGCCGCCUGUCUCAACGAGCACCGGUUCACCUGCAGAUCAGCAGAAUACAACUAUGUAACUCUCCAAUGUCAAUUGAGCGACACCGAUCGUAGAACAGCCGGGCAAUUCGUCCAAUUCGUCGACGCCCAGGGCGUCGAUUACUUCGAGAACCUCUGCCUGAAGGGCAACCAAGCCUGCAAAGGAAACCGUAAUUACCUGGUGCCCAGGAUCGGAGUGGCCGACGACAAGGUCGCCCAAUACGCCACGUUGCAUUACUACACCGAUAAGGAGUUGCAGGUGACCAGCGAGGCGGCCUGCAGGCUGGCCUGCGAGAUCGAGAACGAGUUCCUCUGCAGAUCGUUCUUGUACAAAGGACCGCCGCAAGGUAACCAAUACAAUUGCCAGCUCUUCCAUUUGGACCACAAGACUCUGCCGGACGGGCCGAGUACUUAUUUGAACGCCGAAAGACCUCUGAUCGAUAACGGGGAAAGGAUUGGAUUGUACUACGAGAAUCAAUGCGAAAAAUCUCCUGUAUCCGGUAGCACCCCCGACAACACUUUACCUGUAGUCUUCGAAACCACCGAAGAUUCCACGUUGAACAACCUGACGAGGACCGACGUGAAUUGCGACAAAACCGGCACCUGUUACGACGUAUCGGUGAAUUGCAAAGACACCAAGAUCGCCGUCCAAGUUCGAACUAAUAAGCCUUUCAACGGGAGGAUUUACGCCCUCGGCAGAUCGGAGACGUGCAACGUCGACGUCGCCAACAGCGAUCUCUUCAGAUUGGACUUGACCAUGACCGGACAGGACUGUAAUACGCAAUCGGUGACGGGCGUAUACAGUAACACGGUUGUUCUCCAACAUCACAGCGUCGUCAUGACGAAGGCCGAUAAAAUCUACAAAGUGAAGUGCACCUACGACAUGUCCUCCAAGAACAUUACCUUCGGAAUGAUGCCGAUCAGAGAUCCAGAGAUGAUCAGCAUCACGUCCGCUCCGGAGGCGCCUCCGCCGAGGAUCAGGAUCCUGGAUAGCAGAUUGCGCGAGGUGGAGACCGUCAGGAUCGGCGACAAGCUCACCUUCAGGAUCGAAAUACCGGAAGACACUCCCUACGGCAUAUUCGCUAGAAGCUGCGUCGCCAUGGCGAAGGACUCGAAGAGCACGUUCCAGAUUAUCGAUGAUGAUGGUUGUCCUGUCGAUGCAACUAUUUUCCCAGCCUUUACUCCAGAUGGUACUGCAUUGCAAUCUGUAUACGAAGCAUUCAGGUUUACUGAAUCCUACGGGGUGAUUUUCCAGUGUAACGUGAAGUAUUGUUUGGGACCUUGCGAACCGGCUGUUUGCGAAUGGGGAAGGGAGUCGAUAGAAUCGUGGGGGAGGAAACGCAGAAGCGUGGGGAAUCAAACGGACGAGGAAAAAGAGGAGGAUAUGACGUUGAGUCAGGAGAUUUUGGUGUUGGAUUUCGGCGAUGAUAAACAAUCGGAGUUCCUCAAAAGCGAUUUGUCCAGCACCGAUUUCGGUAAAGAUAAAACGGUGACCAUCAUCGAACCGUGCCCGACGAAAACCUCAGUAUUAGCUUUAGGUGUAACGUGUGCCUUAUUAGUUUUAUUGUACAUCAGCACGUUGUUCUGUUACUACAUGAAAAAGUGGUUGAAUCCCGGCAAACAUGUCGCCUGAAUUUCGCCUCGACAGGACUCUUUGGUGCUGAGAGAAGGAUAACGAAAACAAAUUAUAUAUAAAUAUGUAUUUUCCAAUACCGAAUCGAUAUUUAACGAAAAUGUACGAGGGGCGAGAGGAAACCUUUUGCCCGGCCCUCGUAUAUUAACGCGGCGACGGGAUCAUCCCAGGAUUAUACAUCUUGCUCUAUUUCUGAUUGCAAUAUGGUCAUUUCUAUGAGUGGAACGAAGAGAGAUUAUUUAAAUGACAGUUGUUAGAGUGAAAAGUUGCAAUCACACAAAUCAGUCACUCUUUCCUUUUCCUUUGUAAGUGUCUAAUGGAAGAUUGUUUAAAUGACAGCUGUCAGAGUGAAAAGUUGCAAUCACACAAAUCAGUCACUCUUUCCUUUUCCUUUGUAAGUGUCUAAUGGAAGAUUGUUAAAAUGACAGUUGUCGGCUGUCAGAGUGUCUAAUUGAAGUUGUCUUUGUUGCACCCAUAGCUUAUGUUGCAAUGAAAAAUGGAGCAAUCUGUAUACGAUUACGGUUAAAUGUAGCGCGCAAUAAUUUUGUUUUUUAUUAUUUUUUUUUUUGUCGUUUAGGUAACUGAAAUUUGGGGUCCGGUGGAGGUCUGGUGGUGGGUCAGCUUCGUGAAUCUGUGAUGUACAGGGUCGCUCAAAAAUCCAAUUGACGGGUGGAAGUGCAAUACGCUAUUUUUGAGUCGCCUCGUAUAAAGACUGCUCGAUUUUGCCGUCGCAAAUGUCGUUUUCGCUAUCGAAAGAAAACUCUACUUUGAUUAAUUUUUCGUUUGGUAAUUAAAACUUUAAAGUGCUGCGGUUUAUUUUUACAAAUUUAAUGUAAUUUAUUGGAAACGAAUAUAUUGCGACGGUAAAAUAAAAUUAUCCUAUUUAAUUUCCUUUUUACGUUGUCGUUUCUUGUGAUCAUGUUUUUUUAUUAGUUUAUUUAUUCUUUUAUUUAUUGAUUAUUAGGAAUUUCGUGUACAUACCUGAAAACCUCUUGAGGAAUUUAAUUUAAACAAGCCUUUUAUUUAAACGAAAUAAAUACUCAAUUACUUUUUAUAAUCCACUCGUUUUUAUUCUAAAUCACACAUUAAACCCUUUCAAUUCUUCCCUUUUAAUUGCACUGUCACCAGUACAUAAGCCGUAGCGACAUUGAGCAUAUUCAGGACGACUUCCCUUCGGAUUUCGAAGAAAUUCCCCGCCGAGAAUUUUGGAUCGCUCGCCAGAAGCUCCAGAACGUCCGAUAUAUCCUGUUGGGAAUCGAUCGACCAAUCAUCCAGGCUUUUCAAGUACAAUUCGAAGCAGCUUCUCCUCGUCUCGGCCAGUUCUUUAGCGACGGAAUCGCAGGAGAAUAUCGUGUAGACGCUGCAAAACUGAUUUC